AUGCGAGUUGUUGGUACCAAUAAAGCUGGUAAUAUAUUUAAUGGCAUGAAAUUUGCAGAUUGGUUGCUUUCUAUUGGCGAUGGAACACUUGGUGAUAACCUACAUGGUGAGUCAAUUGUCUGCAUUCCAGAGCAUCUCAUAUUGCCAAGUGACUCAUUUCAGUUCAAAGAUUUGGUCGAUUUUGUCUACCUUGAUCUAUUGGCUGAUAUAUCAAACAUGGGUAGUAUGGAAUCUGAGCUUACAGCAAUGUGUCCAGAUAUAUUGAAUUCCAUAAAUUACUUUGGUAUCCCUCCACAUGUAUUGGUGUUAAAAAUUGGUUCUCCGAUUAUGCUUUUAAGAAAUAUUGAUCAAUCAAAUGGAUUAUGCAAUGGAACUCGCCUUCAAGUUAGGAAACUCGGUAACCAUGUCAUCGAAUGCUCAAUACUUAUAGGAAGCAAGGCAGGUGAAGUCGUUUUGAUUCCUUGA
Messenger RNA from Arachis stenosperma, 465 nucleotides. RefSeq lists its product as uncharacterized. The transcript has 2 exons. The record is from RefSeq and is a predicted model, not a curated record. Bases 1 to 465 code for a protein of 154 amino acids. Lineage: Eukaryota; Viridiplantae; Streptophyta; Magnoliopsida; Fabales; Fabaceae.